AUUUUUGAGUACUUAGAGUCUUAUAGAGCGGAUAAGAGUGAGGAUAUCUCUCAAUAUCUGUCCAUGAAUCAGUACACAAAGUUGAUCAACAGCUUGUAUCCUUCAGUAAUGGACUUCAGUGGGAAAUAAAGUCAAAUCUGUCCUUAAAUUCCAUCUCAAAUUUAAUUCUAAAGAAAAUAUUGUGAAUGAAACAGGUUUGAGAGAGUUUAUUCAGCGAGAAAAAGAGAUUAUUGAGCUGAGAGCAGAGUUCAUUAAAGAAGGACAAGAGUUCCUGAAACCUAAAUUUCUUGAGAUGAUCGAAAAUUUUCAUAAAGAAUGCCCAAAAGAAACAAGUUCAAAAUUUGAGGUUUAUAAGGCUAAGACAAAACCUUUGGCAAAGCCAUUUCAAAGUGUUAAUACAAGAAAAUAUCACAGGAGAUAUGAGAAGAUACCUGAAUAUUGACAUGGACAGAGUAUCCUCACAAACUCUCAAAGAUUGAGCAACCAGAACUUUCUUCUACCACCUAAAAAGCUAUGCAAAACCUCUCCUUUGACUAAAAAUUACUAUAUCCAGCAAACCUGAGCCUAUGCCAGAUCAAAGGCUGAUUCAAUGGCCAAUCACUACAGAUCCCUACAAAAAUUCAGGAAGACAAUACAGGAUAAUUUCAGUGAUUAAUCCAUUCAAAAUCUGUCAA
Messenger RNA from Moneuplotes crassus, 674 nucleotides. Lineage: Eukaryota; Ciliophora; Spirotrichea; Euplotida; Euplotidae. The record is from the annotation of a GenBank genome assembly.